Molecule: messenger RNA, 961 nt
Organism: Medicago truncatula (barrel medic)
Lineage: Eukaryota; Viridiplantae; Streptophyta; Magnoliopsida; Fabales; Fabaceae
Product: F-box/LRR-repeat protein At3g48880
Exons: 2
Coding region: 1-918 (305 amino acids)
Molecular function (GO): protein binding
Source: RefSeq, a predicted model, not a curated record
AUGGAAGGCAUUGUUUCGAACACGAGGAGAUGGGAGGAUCUGGACACAGAUAUUUUGGUGAAGAUUUUUCUGUUGCUUGACAUCUUCGAGUUAACUUCUGGCAUUGCUCAUGUUUGUAGCGCAUGGCGCAUGGCUUGCUGUGAUCAACUUCUUUGGAAGACACUUGAUUUGUCAAUGUUGAGAAGUAACUUCAUCAAGAUUCCAAUGGAGCCUUUUGUUUACGUUGCUGAACAAUCUGAUAAGAAAUUAACCCGAUUAUUGAAGAUUUCCUUGAACCUCAGCAGGCAGAGUAUAGUGACAUUAAUCUUCCAUUUCAACUUGUAUGUAAGUGAUGAUCAGUUGACAUACACUGCUGAAAGGUGCCCACGGCUCAAACGCCUUGUUCUGCCGGCUUGGAACAGAAUUAAAAGUACAGGAAUGUGCAAGGCAAUCCGUUCCUGGAAAGAGCUGGAGUCUUUGACAAUGCCUACUAUAGAAAACGCGCCAUAUUUUCUAGAUGAAAUUGCAACAAACUGCAAGAACUUCAGUGAACUCAAGAUUAUGGGGCCAUGUAACAUCUUCUUUGCUUCAAUUCUUGCUACAUAUUUUCCAAAAUUGAGAGUCUUGAGCCUUCGGUGCUCAACCCUAUACAGAGAUGUUCUCAUUUUCAUCCUAGACAGCUUAGAACAUUUAGAAGUGCUCAACAUAUCACAUUGCAUUCUAAUGGAAGGUCUCCCCCCUCCUCACUAUAAAAAAAUUAUCAAUGAAAUUGAUUCUACUAUUCGCCAAAAGGCUUCUCGAUUGCGCGAAUUUAUCACAUGCAUGGAUGACUCGUGCAUCAUGUGCCAACGUACAAGAACUGAUGAAGGGAUAAUUAGGUGGUACAAGUACGAGGAAGGAUUUUGGAAAGUAGAUGAGGUGAAGUCUCUUGCACUUUAAGCAGACGAUAAUGGCGGUUUGGUAUGAUCUGGUUGUUGAUCAU